AUGAACGCUCUGCUAUGCUCUGCUUGGGAGGCCCUCCUACGGGCGAAGCGCACGGCGCACGAGGUCCGGCAGCAGCUCGAUGAGAAGGAGGCGAAGAUCGCAGCCAUCCAGCAGGAGCUGCGGUCCACGAACCUCGCGGAGCUCCAGGCCGCAGUGGCCCUUGCCAAGGCGGAAGCCAAGGAGAAGGCGGAGGAGUGGGUCAAGGUGAAUGCUGGAAUGGAGGACCCGCCCUGCUACGCGGAAGCGACGCGCCUGCAGAGGGACUGCCAGGAGAUUUGCCAGCAGAUCCUUGAUGCCGAGAACGAGACGACCUUCGUUCAGCGACAGCUCGUGCAACUUCAGGACGAGCGCAGCUCCCUGGACGCCUCGGCGCAGCAGCAUGAGCAGCAGGCGCUGUCCUUGAAGGAGAAGCGCGAAGAGAUCGAGCGGCAGAAGGAGCAGUGCGAGCGCUCCUUGGGGAACUUGAGCGACUUGGAGGCGGAGCUUCGGGAGAAGCAGGAGAGCCGCGACGCGUCGGCCCAGCGCCUGGCGGAGGCGCAGGCGAGCAAAGCGCCGCGAGAUCAGCGGGCAGCGCCCGUUGCCAAUAGUGCUGUGAUCCACAUAGAGCCAGAAAGCAGCUCACCAAAGCAGCGCGUGCUGCCGAGGCAGCCGCCCAUGAUGCCGGAGGCCUCGCCGUCACCGCGGCCGGAGGUGCCGCCCUCGCCGCCUUGGGCGCCGGCAGCCUCCGAGGAGGAGGACCUAGACGUUGCCUCGGAGACGGCUUUUCCGGAUCCCCCGGAGGCGCCUCCGCCCGAAUCCCCGUCUCCGGAGCGUCGCCUGGAGCCUCGGCCGGCGUCUCGCUCCUCGAGGCCGACCUCCGCGAAGUCGGCGAAGUCGGCGGGAUCGGCGUCCUACGACGAAGACUUCGACGACGACGACUUCGAGGAGGAGUCGGAUCCGGAGGACGUCUGA
Molecule: messenger RNA, 951 nt
Organism: Symbiodinium sp. CCMP2592
Lineage: Eukaryota; Dinophyceae; Suessiales; Symbiodiniaceae
Source: the annotation of a GenBank genome assembly